AUGGCAUCAGUGUUGAUCGAAUCUAAAAUGAAUAACAUACCAAGUAAAGAAGCAAUUCGUCUUUGCCGUGAAACUGAAGAUAUAAAAACAAUAUUAGAAUUGACGAAUCAUGUCGAUCCUAUUGUCCGACAACGAGCUUUGAAAGAAAUAUGUCCGUGUCGUGUUAAAGAUGAUAUUGAUGUGUUUUGGGAACGUGUGGUCGAAAUGACUGAUGAUCCGGCUGAUAAUGUUCGAGAACAAGUGCUGCAUACAUUAUGUGAUGGUUCACCAGAUCACAUGGAAAUGAAGGUUUUGGAAGCGCUUGAAAAAUUCAAUCGAGACUCGAAUCCGUAUAUUCGACGUCGAGCACAUAAAGUUCUUUCGGCCUAUCGACGAUCAGGCAAAUGGAAUAUUUUAUAA
This is a messenger RNA of Rotaria socialis, 399 nucleotides long. The record is from the annotation of a GenBank genome assembly. NCBI's taxonomy places the organism in Eukaryota, Metazoa, Rotifera, Eurotatoria, Philodinida, Philodinidae.